Haliotis rubra (blacklip abalone) is the source of this 2461-nucleotide messenger RNA. RefSeq lists its product as uncharacterized. Bases 93 to 1436 code for a protein of 447 amino acids. The record is from RefSeq and is a predicted model, not a curated record. Lineage: Eukaryota; Metazoa; Mollusca; Gastropoda; Lepetellida; Haliotidae. The transcript is spliced from 3 exons.
ACUUCAGUCUGUCCCGACAUCACACAAACGCACUGGAACACACUACAAGGAAGUAUAGUCUAAAUCCCCAUACUAGUUUCUGUCUAACUGUUAUGCUGUCCCGGAAAUAUUUCGAUCUGUCUUUAACGCGACAUCACAUGCAACAUACUCUGGGCACGAUGACAACUACAACCCCAACUGUGUCUGCUGGGGAUGUUGAGAUUCCAGGUUGGGUGAAGCUGGCUCUGCCUCUUGUAGCAGGAUGCCUGGCCAUCUUUGUCAUCCUCCUCGUCCUGAAACGAUGCGGCUACUGGGACAGGAUUUGUAAGAGAAAGAAGACCAGGGAGGAGGAGAUGGAAGACAUAGAGGUGAGAGCAAUGCUACCUCCGCCUCUGUCAGUUUCAAGCCCUAACAACGACAUGAUACAUCACCCCCACCUCAGCAGUCACGACAUGUUUCAGAAUCGUGGACACUUCACGGUAACCAAAGACAGACCUCUGCCGAGUACCCCAGCGCCGCUACCUUGUCCCCACGGGCAUAGAAACGCUCAUAGUCUUUCUCGUGACGUCACCGGAAACUACGUCACGAACGCUGAUUACGGGGACGGUGUUACUGGUAACAUACAGAAUCAACGCAGAAGCCGAUUCGGUAACCAUGGCUACAUGACAAUGUCGUCUGGUAAUGCUGUAUCCUGUUGCAAUAAAGUACCAAAGAGCAGUUACAUCACCGCACGACAUGACACCGCCAGAGUUCCGGUGAACGUCUGCGCUCCAAUCCUGAGGACGAACACGGAAUCCGAGUGCAGAGAACGGUACCGCUAUCAGUUUAAUCAGUUGUCGUGUAAACCGCCAUGUGAGUCAGACGUGAGAGACCAUAGAACCAACACUGUUCCUCUCACGAACAUUUAUUCAAACUCAACCCUUUCCCUGCCAGACAGACUACGCUGUGCGGAAAUACCAGUCGGACCUUUCGUUUCAAGACAGACGCACAGAGAACCAUCCAUGGAUGAGGCAAUUGCGCUGACGAUAGCGAGCGAAUCCUUUGAAGAUCUGGCGUCCUUCGCCGGGGCAUGGUGGCAUGCACAGUCUGAAGAUUCUGAAGAUGUAAAGGAUGCACCAUAUUUGCCAAGGAAGCGUUGCCAGUCAUUCCCGCGCCAUAUGCAUAUUACAGGAGCCACCUACGUUUCCAUGAGCUCUGAAAAACUACCAAGGUCACACACGAUGGAGGGGGAGUACGUGACGCUGCCACCCCUGCUCCAUCGGCGCCCAUGUGACAGCUAUAUAACCAGCGGCCAGAAGAUGAGGAGUCAGUCACUGAGACGGUCGGGAAUACACGACAAGACCAUUGGUCAUCUCUCUGCCACCAGAAAGGAACCACUUAUAUCGCUACCACCACCACCACCUCCAUGUUUAAUGACACAUGAAUACAUCAAUGCAAAGACAGUAUCGCAUUUUUAGGCCAGGCCUGAUUCAUUGUUUGCUGAGCUAAAGUACAGAGGAGAAACACAUAUUAUCGAUACAUUUUUUGACCAUUUUGGAUUCAGAUGGUAAUAUUACAUAUAAAACAGUGGUUCAUUUCUAUUUGUAUUUUUGGUUCCGAAGACGAGCUAUUUUGCCUCAUUCAUUAUUUAACGAGUCACGUUUGAGACAAGUCUCAUUAUGAUAAAGUACGUGGAUGUGAUAACGAGGAAGGUCAAUUAUUCAGACGUUUGGCGAUGUUUACUAACAAAUAGUCCAUUUGUCUCAGAUUUCAUACCUGUAAAUUAUGUACAGGUACAAAAGUGUAUUCCCCCUUUUUUCUGACUUGUAAUAUGCUUUUAUGCAAAGAUACUCACACGCAUUACACAUUCUGUGUUUCAUGGCUUUCGGUUUCCUUGGUAACCAAAAGGCUUGUGUAGGUCGUAAUGAAAGUGAAACUAAUUUUGUGAUGUUUUUGUUUGACAUGACAUUAUUUUGUUUAUUCUCUUCUUUUAUGAAAAUAUACACAAACUCUGUCCUAUGGGACAAAUCUAGGAUUUAUAUUUCGUAUGUGUUUGAUGUGUAAUAACAGGAACGAGUUCAUAGGUGUUGUACGACUGACAAAUGGCUUGAUCGUAGUCUCCCUUAAAUAUAUAAGGGAACACCUGAAAGUACAAGUGUUCCUAUCUUCUUUUCUUCACAAGCUUUGUAUUGCACUGUGGGUGAAAUUCUGGAAAAGAAUAAAGGAACAAAUGUACUUUCAUGUGUUCCCUUAUUCGUUUAGUAUAUAUAACCUCAUCAAUCCGGACCCGCUAAUGUGGACACGUAAUUUCCAGACACCUUUGACAGGAACGUGUACAACCAAGAACCAUCACACCAGACACUCUUUAAUCCGGACAUUUAUAAAUCCGAACGAUGGCUCUUUGAAUGGUAUUGUAUUAACGAGGUCUCAGUGUUAGCCAUGUCCUGACAUGGCUGAGAAAUGUUUGUAUUUUCUUGUGAAUAAAGUAUUAAUUGUGUCAUCA